Loxodonta africana (African savanna elephant) is the source of this 927-nucleotide messenger RNA. Its product is annotated as olfactory receptor 4C46-like. Gene Ontology annotation, molecular function: G protein-coupled receptor activity; olfactory receptor activity. The coding region runs from base 1 to 927 and encodes 308 amino acids. The transcript has a single exon. Gene Ontology annotation, biological process: G protein-coupled receptor signaling pathway. The record is from RefSeq and is a predicted model, not a curated record. Gene Ontology annotation, cellular component: plasma membrane. Lineage: Eukaryota; Metazoa; Chordata; Mammalia; Proboscidea; Elephantidae.
AUGGAGAACAGAAACAACGUGACGGAGUUUGUUCUACUGGGGCUCACAGACAGUCCAAAGAUGCAGAAAAUCAUAUUUGUUAUGUUUUUUGUCAUCUACAUCAUCAUUGUGGUAGGAAAUGUUCUCAUUGUGGUCACCAUCACUGCCAGCCCAUUGUUGGGAUCCCCCAUGUACUUCUUCCUGGCCUAUCUCUCCUUUAUCGAUGCCUGCUAUUCCUCUGUCAGUACCCCUAAACUGAUCACAGAUUCACUUCACCAAAGAAAGACCAUCUUAUUCAAUGAGUGUAUGAUCCAAGUCUUUGGGGAACAUUUCUUUGGAGGUGCUGAGAUCAUCCUUCUUACUGUGAUGGCUUAUGACCGCUACGUGGCCAUCUGCAAGCCCUUGCACUACACAACCAUCAUGAAUCGGAGGGUGUGUGGUCUACUAGUGGGAGUUGUGUGGGUGGGAGGCUUUCUUCAUGCAACCAUACAGAUCGUCUUCAUAUUUCAAUUACCUUUCUGUGGCCCUAACGUCAUAGAUCACUUUAUGUGUGAUCUGAACCCUUUGCUCAGUCUUGCCUGCACUGAUACCCACACUUUAGGGUUCUUUGUUGCUGCCAACAGUGGGUUCAUCUGCCUGUUAAACUUUCUCCUCUUGCUGGUCUCCUAUGUGGUCAUCCUGUGCUCCCUAAGGACCCUUAGCUUGGAGGGGAGACGCAAAGCCCUCUCAACCUGUGCUUCCCAUAUCACAGUGGUCGUCUUAUUCUUUGUGCCCUGCAUAUUUGUGUAUAUGAGACCUGCGGCCACUUUAUCUGCUGACAAAGCAGUUGCUGUAUUCUACACUAUCAUAACUCCCAUGUUAAAUCCCUUAAUCUAUACCUUGAGAAAUGCCCAGAUGAGAGAUGCCAUUGGGAAAUUGUGCAGCAGGAAAGCUAUUUCAGAAGACUAA